AUGGGAUGUUGUGAAGCCAAUGGUAUAAGGAAUAGAUUAGAGCAAAUCAAUCCAUUCAAAUAACAAAGAGAUCACUCAGCACCAAUAUGCAAGAAACCAAUAUUUGAUGACAACUCUACAUAACAAUACAAAUCCGAGUCAUAAUAUUAUUCCUAUAAAACUCAACAAUUCCGAGUAUCCAGAUCCCCCAACAAAUUCGAUGACUUUAAUACUAACCAAUUUAAACUCCAGCCUAAGCACUCUCCAAUCCAACACAGAAUCCAAACUCAGCAGGCUCUUUCUUGUCCUCCUAUUCGAUAAUAAACUAACUAAUUCAUGAGUAAUCAAAGUUUCUCAGUACCAGUAAGCACUUUGGUGUAAUAACCACAAUAUGUUAUAAACAGUCAACCAUAAUAGUCUUAAACAUAUGUGAUAUAUCCUCAAAGUAAUAAUGUUAGUUUUCGUGGAGAUCAUCAUGUAAAUCAAAUACUAAACAAUCUUAAUAAUUGUACUAAUAUAUUUGUGCUAUAUCUUAGAACUACUUCGAAAGCUAUAAUGAAAGUUGAAGAUGAUAAAUUAACUAACAAUGACAGAGAAGUAAUGCAAGACAUCUUUCAUAAAUUAGAAAAGACAUCUUGUUUUAAUUCUAAGAAGUCAAGCAAAAGUAAUUUGAGUGGAUCUAUGUAAAUGAACAGUAAGGAACUAAAAAAGAUGUAUGAUCAAAUGAAUAAUUAAUUACAAUUAUUGAAUAAGUUAAUAGUUUGUUUAGAUGAUAAAUGGAAUUUACAAGAUAGCAAACAAGUCAAAUAAUAAUUGAAAGAAUUUUCAGAGAAAGUGAGGGAAUUGGGAGAAGUCACUUUGCAUAAUAGUUUUAUAGAAUAGCAAAUGGGCGAUAAGAGUUUUAGGUCUCAGGAGUCUUCAUUUCUCCCAAAGACUAAUCAUACUUAAGUGAAUGAAAUGGAUUUCAGCAAUCUGAAAGAGGAGGAGGAUAGUCAAAUUAGACAGAUGAAGGAUGUCAUGUAAUAAUAUCGAAAUCAAACUACUGAAUUGAGUGGUCUAUUUUAGAGAGACUUAAAUAGGAGUAGUUUUAUUAGAACAAAAAAGUAGGAGAGCAAAUUGUCAUCUGAGAGAAUGAAGGAAAAUAAUUCAAAAAUUGAUUCAUUAAUAAAUAAAUUGCAUCAUUUGAAUCAAAGCUAUAAAUUGUUAUCUAAUGAAUGA
This is a messenger RNA of Paramecium tetraurelia, 1197 nucleotides long. RefSeq lists its product as uncharacterized. Lineage: Eukaryota; Ciliophora; Oligohymenophorea; Peniculida; Parameciidae. The transcript is spliced from 3 exons. The record is from RefSeq and is a predicted model, not a curated record.